This is a messenger RNA of Rhodotorula toruloides NP11, 1236 nucleotides long. RefSeq lists its product as uncharacterized. The transcript is spliced from 8 exons. The coding region runs from base 1 to 1236 and encodes 411 amino acids. The record is from RefSeq and is a predicted model, not a curated record. NCBI's taxonomy places the organism in Eukaryota, Fungi, Basidiomycota, Microbotryomycetes, Sporidiobolales, Sporidiobolaceae.
AUGGCAUCGGAGCAGGGCGCUUCCCGCCGCCGCUCCUCGCUCCUGGCGUUCAAGGGGCCCGCGCAACCGAAACGAGAACGGAAGAAAACCGUGCUGAUCGACCCUAUUGUGCCGAGGAGGGCGAGUCUCGAGGGCAAGGGCGCGCAGAAGGGUGUCAAGCGAAGGCGGAGUAGCGGGGCGAGCGAUGGAGACAAGGUGGACGUGAAGAGGGUGGUGAAGGAAAAGCGCGACAAGGGCAAGAAGCGCGCGCAGGCGGAACGAGACGAGGAGCAGGACGAGGAGGAUCCGUCCGACGCAGAUACGCCCUCGAUCCGCUCAUACACCCGCACCGUUCCCCGCACCGUUCUUGCCGCCCGCUGGACAACCCUCUCAUCCUCAGCGCGGGAAGACCUGCGGUAUGAAGUUGAGCAGGCAGGGCGAUCAACUCUCGACACCCUCGGCUCGCACUCCUCUUCUUCCGCUCAGAACCUCAAAGCGCUCUUCUCCUCGUUCGCCGACGACCUCGACACCCUCCUCUCGACCCUUCCAGUCCCGCCUCUUCCCUCCUCUAUUUCGUCCUCGAGCAAGAACGGCAAGGGCAAGCAAGUGCUGCUGGGUGCUAAGUUCGAGGAAGGAGAGAUGGAACGGAAGAUCAGCCUGCUCGAGACCGCCCUCGAAGCCGAACAAGCAGACGUGGAUGCGCUGUCUUCGCGAGUUGAGGACGAGAGGCGGCUACUGAAGAAGGAGGAGAAGCUGCUCGAGCAGUUCAUCAAGGCUACAACGGAAGCGCGGGACGGGAUAAAGGAGGAUCUGGAGCGAAAGUCCGCCCACCCGCUCGUCUCCUCCCUCCUCCCCACCCGCCCCUCCGCUUCAACAUUCUCAUCCGCCUCCCUCCUCGUCCCCGGCCUCGUACCCUCCGCACUCUUCACCUUCGCACCGAAACUCAGCUCCGCAUGGUUCGCCGAGCCUCUCACCGCCAGCAACACGAACAGAAGCGGUAAACGAACAGCGAAACGAAAGGGCAAGAAGCGAAUCAAGACGAGUCUUGAGUCGGUUGAGGCGCGGGAGUCGGACGACGAGGAGGUGGAAGAGGCGCACGAAGCGGGAAGUGCUGCGACGCUUGCAUCGGCGUCGGUCGUUGAGCGUGUGGAAGAGGUAUUGCGCCGGCUCGGACGGGCAGAAGACGCAGUCGUCGGUGGUGAAGCGGGAGGAAGCGGAGGGCAGAAGGGCAAGGAGCGGCGGAAGGUGAGCGAGUAG